AUGUCGCAGCUCCUUCAAAUUGCCGGGUCCUUUAAGAACCUGGCAUAUACUGCCCUGCCAAUACUUGUCCCAAUGGCAUGGCGGUCCGGUAACAAAGUGUACCACACACUCAAAUCACCAAAGUACCGCGCGCGCAUCCACCCGAUCUCGGCACGCAAUCUGCGUGUCGUCCUGGUCCUUGCAGCUGCCACCGUUGCUCUACUGCUGUUCUACACGCCCAUUGCACGGGCAUCCGAAUUUAAUAUCUUCCAGAUCACAGAAUCCCGUCUCCAAACACCGAUCGAGGUAGUUGCAACCCGGUUCCGUGUGCUCUAUGCAGCCCCUGGCGCAGAAGGAGGCCAGCCGUGGCUCUCAGAAGCACAGGCUCGUAUGCCCCGGAACUUGCGCAAGGCCGCAGCCUUCACAACAGAAGCUUCCUGGGAACGGUUUUUUGCAAGACUCACAACCCUCGAGGGAAGAGUCCUUUACACAGGCUACGGUUCAAACGCAUUCUUGCACUGUGACUUUUGCCGUACUGACGCUCCGUGGACUUUCUUCCUUUAUGUCCUCCCGGCAAUCCUAGCCCCAUACAUUGCCAAUCUCGGGCUCGUUCUUAUGGUCACCCGUGGACCACGCAACUUCAUCACUACCACUCAAUCCGCUCAAUGGACCUCCAUCUUUGUGACCAUCACUAUUGUGCUGGCCGUCCUUGAUGUGGCCCUAUUUUACAGUUUCCCCACAACCCAGUUUGCCAUGCAAACCCGACACGCUGUCUCUCGUGAUGCCGCCCUUUGGAUCUACCGCGAGGCACACAAAUACCGCGCAAUUUUCCUGGCCCUCGUCGACGCUAGUCUCGCCUUUGUUGUUUGGCUAGCAGGCACCGGCCGUCUUUGGGAUAAUUCCUUCACAGAGGACGGCUACUACCGUUCCACUCAGCGCGCCGUCCAGGCCCUCGACAUGGCUGUCCAGCGUCUCCGCGUGUCCACCAUGCUCCACUCCCAUGUCAUUGCACGUAACAAGGAUUUCCGCACAGCCUAUGAACAAUGGGGUGAGCUCGAGCAGCUUUUUGACCAGAAACUGCGCGAGGCUCCCAAAGUCAAGGAGGCCCGAAAGUCUGCUCAGCAACGCAAGGCUGCUCUUCUUCGAAACGUUGAAGCUGAGGCCCAAAAUCUUAUAGAAAAACUUUAA
Molecule: messenger RNA, 1167 nt
Organism: Magnusiomyces paraingens
Lineage: Eukaryota; Fungi; Ascomycota; Dipodascomycetes; Dipodascales; Dipodascaceae
Exons: 1
Coding region: 1-1167 (388 amino acids)
Source: RefSeq, a predicted model, not a curated record